This is a messenger RNA of Euleptes europaea (tarantolino), 1557 nucleotides long. Its product is annotated as translation initiation factor IF-2-like. Lineage: Eukaryota; Metazoa; Chordata; Lepidosauria; Squamata; Sphaerodactylidae. The record is from RefSeq and is a predicted model, not a curated record. The transcript has 4 exons. Bases 1 to 1557 code for a protein of 518 amino acids.
AUGAGGGAGAAGGGUACGGGAUCGGGGCCCUCCAGAAGAGAUUCGUUACCCCUGGCCGCAUUCUCACCCACGCGGCGGUACCGAUUCAACCGUCUGUCCCUAUUGUCCCUCAACCUCGUUGCGCUGCUGGCAGGGAACAGCACGGCUGCGCAUUCCCAGUGCUGGCGUACCGGGCCAAACCGGGAUAGGGAGCCCCCUAACCGGCAGAUCCUCCUCCCAGCCUGCCCCCCUGCACCGGUGCGGUCACUGUACGCCGUGGCCUGUGCCACGGAGAGGCCGCGCCGGCAGAGGGGCAAGGUGCGGCUCCAUGGCGCUUGGGUGCUGGCGGAGCCGACCUCCCUGCCAGUAGCUGGCCGUAGUCCCGCGGCGAAACCUGCCGAGAAGGAAGCCAACAGGUGGCCAGGCAUGAAAGGGCGGCCUGGGGGAAAGCGAACGAGGCCCCCGAGGCUCGCCAAGGGCGCUGCCAGGCCUGAAGCCAGCCGGCCUGCGCGGGGCCCUCCUGCCAGCCAGGGGACACAAGGCCGCGCCGCUCACUUCGCCCAGAGGCCAAGAGCGCCCGGGCCGGCGCGCGGCCCUCCCCGCCGGGCCUCUGCUAGAGUUUGUGGCCCCCGGUGCGAGGGGCCUCCGCCUGGGGACGGGCGGCUCUUCCUCCCCCCCCCCCCCCGGGGCCGGGGCCUGAGGGGCGGACAGCGGGCGGGCGGCCUGGGCCGAGGGGAGCGCUUGGCCCGCCGGCUCGCGGCGGCCCUGGCGCGCUCUCGGGCGCCUCCGGCCCUGGCGCUCGGGCGUGCCGGGAGGGCGGCCGCCGGCGCGGGCUUUCGGCUCGGCCGGCAGCGGCGCAUUUCGCCGGGCCCCAAGGCAGAGCCCAGCCCAGCCCGGCCCAGCCUAGCCGCCCUCCCGCCGGCGUGCCCACGUGCAGCCCGGGCUCCGCGUGCACGCGCCGAAGCGCGCAUCGUCCCGGGCCGGCCGGGCGGGCGGGCGGGCGCCCCCGAGCUUGGCGGCGCCUCCAGGCGGGGCUGCUACCUGGAGCUGCGCUCCGAGUUCCGCCGCGAGCGGGGGCCCGCGCCCCCACCCCCGCCCGCACCCCCCGCCGCCUGGCCCCGCGGCCCGGCCCAGGCGGCGGCGGCGGCGGCGGCGGCUUCUCCUCCGCAGGGCCGCCUGCAGCGCUUCGCCGAGCCCCUGAGCGGCGGGAGCAGCAGCCGCCGAGGCCGCCACCAGGUGAGUGCCGGGGCGCGCGGGCCCCCUCCCUCCCUCCCUCCCUCGGCCACCUGCUGCGGGGCGGGGGGCGGGGGGGGGCUGCCGGGCCGGGCCGGGCCGCGCAGGGCCUCGGGCGGCAGCCGGGGGAUGCGGCGCUCGCCGGCGCGCAGGGGCGGGGGUGCCCUGGGCCGCCCGGCUGCCUCCGGCCGGCCGGCGCGCUGGCCCCGUCCAGUCGCCUGGGGAGCCUCUCUCUCCGGCAGCCCCCGAGAGCCGGCCCCGCUUGCUGCUGUCGCCCGACCAGUGGGCGGGGGUUGUCAGGCUCGGGAAACCCCUCGGCUCCUAGGAUUUUUUCAGCGCGCUUAA